Molecule: messenger RNA, 4647 nt
Organism: Branchiostoma floridae (Florida lancelet)
Lineage: Eukaryota; Metazoa; Chordata; Leptocardii; Amphioxiformes; Branchiostomatidae
Product: sperm-associated antigen 1-like
Exons: 23
Coding region: 168-3341 (1057 amino acids)
Cellular component (GO): cytosol; mitochondrion
Molecular function (GO): heat shock protein binding
Source: RefSeq, a predicted model, not a curated record
AUAGAGCGAUGUAAUGAACAGCUAAACGCGUUGCUCUCUGGGAGGUUUGUUGCGAAGGGAAUAAAUUUUGAAGUUUCAGUUUUCCAGUCGCAACUUUCCGCCGGUAAAUCUCUGUUUUUCGCGCAUGAACAGCUCUGACGCCUUUCAGUCUAAGAAAAGGAUAAAAGAUGUCAUCCUCAGUGGGGUUUGGUCAGACUACAAAGAGAUACAACAUCCCCAUCGAGCACCUGGACUAUAAGUACAUCGAGGGGUGUGAGAAUGCGCGGGAGCUGGAGAAGAUUCUGUAUGAGCUGCGGUCGGGAGACGAGGGGAUCUAUCCUGAACUCAUCAGCUUCUGUGAGAAGAGACUGGAGGCUCUGAAACCUGACAGUAAAGCCCUGAGAGUAGACCUGCCUGCCAAGAGGCCGUAUGAUAUUGAUAAUAAAGAGUGGACAGAGAUCACCCAGGACAUUACAAGCUGGGAGGAGGAGAUUCAGCAGAAGGAGGAGGACCUGAAAAAGCAGCGACAGCAGGUGGUGCAUGAUGGGACACUUCCACCCAUCAGGGGGUCGGGACAAACCAUUGGGACCACUAAGCCUGGCUCCAGCACUACUCCAGCCAACCAGCAGAACAAGCCCUCCCAGAAACAAAAGGCAAGCCUGCCCAGGGACUACAAGGCUUGGGACAAGUUUGAUGUAGACAAGGAGUUAGAGAAGAUGGACCAGGACCAGGGAGUAAAGGUAGAUUCCAAGAACAUCACCCAGAACCUGACUAAGGUGAACAAGCUACAAAAGGAGAUGAACACCUCAGACAUGUCAGAUGAAGAGAAGUCAAGAAAAGCAGAGAGGGAGAAGGACAAAGGAAAUGAGGCCUUCAAAGCCAAUGACUACCUUGAAGCAGAGGUGUACUACACCAGGAGUAUCUCUAUUGUACCCUCUGCAGCAGCCUAUAACAACAGGGCACUGGCUAAACUGAGGCUGGAGAAAUGGCAGGAUGCAGUAGAUGACACUAAUGUGGUCCUGGAGAUGGAACCUGGCAACCUGAAAGCCCUGUUGAGAAGAGCCAUGGGUAGGAAGGGACUAGGACAGAGGGAGGAGGCCAUAGCUGACCUGACUAUUGUACUGGAACAGGAACCUCACAACCCCAAGGCAAAGGCCAUGUUGAAAGAAGUCCAAGAUCAAAAAGCCACUGAAAAAUCAGAAGAAGCCAAGAAGUCGGAGGAACUCCUGAAAAAUAUUCAAGAGACAACUUCAACUGAGGGGUCAAAGGGCAAAGGUCGCAGGAUGGUGAUCGAGGAGGUGGAUGGUGUCAUGGAUGUGGAGGGGGGAGACACUGAGUCGGAAGAGGAAGCUGAUGAUGCUCAAGAUGAGGGAAAUGAAGACACAUCUAAACCUGCAGAAAAUCUUCAGGAAGAGAAGAAAGUUGAAGAAACUUCUGCUGAAGCUAUCACAGAAACUACCACAACAGCAGCAGAACAGACCUCUUCAAAGGAAGCUCAAGAAGAAACGAAAAAUCCCGAAGGCACAGAAAAACCAUCUAGCACAGAAGAGACUGCUGUAACCAACGGUGAGGAAAAUGUGGCCCCUCCUGCUCCAGCCCCAUCACCCCCGCCUCCACUGCCAGAUGGUGUGGUCCAACUGAAGGAUGCUGGGAAUGCUCUGUACCAACAGGGCCAGUAUGCUGCAGCAAUGAAAAAGUACACCCAGGCCAUCACUGAUCUGGAGAAAGAAGAAGCAGACCACAGCCAGGGCCUGUCCACCCUGUACAGUAACCGUGCUGCCAGUAAGAACAAGGUGGGGGACGUGAAGGGUUGCCUUGACGACUGUGACCACGCCCUCCAGCUCCAGCCUCACUCCUGGAAACCCCUACUCAGGAGGGCCACAGCAUAUGAACAUCUGGAGAAGUUCAGGCAGGCUUAUGUGGACUACAAACAUGUGCUGAACAUCGACCCUGCUAACAUCCAGGCACAGCAGGGGUCACACAGAUCAGCACAAAUGCUGAAGGACUUGGAUGGACCAGACUGGAGGUCAAAAUUACCCAGCAUUCCCACUUACAGCCCUCACAGUGCAAAUAGAACUGUUUCCCCGGCAACCCCACCACCAACCAAUCAGAAACCAGAACCUAGUAAACCAGUAGCCAAUGAAAUCAAAGCACCUGAAGCUAAACAACCAUUGGUCAAUGGAGUGAAGGAGCCAUCAGCCCAGGAAGGAAAAGCAUCCAAAUCAAACAAAGAAAAGGAAAAUGCUGAAAAGUCUACAAGUAAAAAGGCAGAAAGUUCCAAAAAAGCACAAGAAACAAAGAAAGAGAAAGUGGAAGAAAAGAAGGAAGACAAGAAAAAAACUCCCACAAAAAGUGAGAAAAAGCAAGCAAAGUCAACAUCCCCUCGAGACACUUUCCUGCACUUUAAGGAGAAAGGAAACACCCUGGUCAAGAAAGGACACUUUGGACCAGCCACCCAGUGUUAUAACAAGUGUAUAGAGCUCUCACCUGACCAGGCUGUGGCUUACUGUAACAGAGCACUCUGCCAUCUGAAAAUGACCAGGCCUACUGAAGCAGAGGCUGACUGUAACAAGACUCUGGAGUUGGAUGACAAAAACAUCAAGGCUUACUUCAGACGGGCUCAGGCUAGAAAGAUGCUGAAGCGGUACAGUGAGGCGGCGAAGGACCUGACUGAGCUGCUGAAACUUGACCCUAAGAACAAGGCUGCUAAAACUGAACUGGACGAUGUGAAGGAGCUGUGGAGAAAGGAGCUAAGAUCUCUUCAAGACGGUAAGGAUAAGGAUUCUGGGAAGGCUGCAAAGGAUGCUGGGAAGAGCAGGAGGAGAGUAGUAGUUGAGGAGGGUGAGGACAGCGACAGUGAGGAGGAAACGACGGCGGAAGGUAUCAAGGGAGACCCCAUGGCACCUAAGGAGGGGCCCAAGGCUACGAGUCCCUCCACCAAGAGGAAGCUGAAGGCCAAAGUUGAGGAAGCUUCAAGGCAGGCCAAGAGCUCUCCGUACCUGUUCAUGACAGCCUGGAGUGCCCUGAAGAACAGUGAUGACAACGAGCUCUACCUGGGCCUGCUCAAGAGCAUCGCCCCUGAGGAGUUGCCAAAAGUUGUGAGUAACAAGAUGGAUGCUGAGAUGAUCAACAAGAUAGUCCAUGUCUUAAAGGAGGAGGAUGUCGUUAACAGAGAGCCAGCCCUGGUAUACCAGUAUGUCUACUACAUCACAAAGGUCAACCGCUUCAACAUGCUGAAAACCUUCCUCAGUGCCAAGGAUAAGAACUACAUCUGUUCUACCCUGAACUGCCUUCUGAACCAGCCCUGUACGGAGUACACAAAAGAUGACAUCACUGCGCUUAAGAAGGCAUUCGUUUUCUAAUGAUGUUCUGGUGGCCAACAUCGGGGAUCAACAUUGGUGAUCAACAUCAGAGGGAUAGCAAAUAUUCGAUGUCAAACAAAUAUCUAUUUCUAAGACAGUGAAAUGUUCUUGGGUUAGCCAUGAAGAGAUACUACUACUGGCUAUGUUUCUGAAUAUGGAAUUGCUAAGCUAAAAAAAAUGAUGAAAGUUAUGGAUGAGCUGACACAUAAGCUAAGGAAAACCUUAGUUUACAUUUCUAAGACACUUGAAUAUUGUGGGGCUAUUACCAUAAUGCCCCAACUUUGUAUGUGUAUGAUGAUGAUGAUGAUAACUACCAUCUUCUGAAGAGAUGGAAGGAUGCCUGCUACAGAUAACCAACUUGAGUGAUGCUGCUUGCUCCAUAUAUAGAUAUACGUACUUAAUGAAUACAAAAUGUUUUAAAAUGUGAUUCCACCAUUUGAUGUCGCAUCGGUAUGACAGGAGAAAUACAUUUAUGUUGUAGGGAUAAAAUCCAAGGAAGCUACAACCACACCAUCAAAUGGAAAUGGUUUCACAAACAACUACCUAUAGCAGCUCUAUAGCGUACAUGAUUGUACAUGUAGAAAGACUGCACACAAAUCCCUCCACUCAGUCUGACUGUACAUGCUUGUAAAGAUAGCAGUUAUUGUAAGAUACCAGAGUUUAAGAUGCAAAAGUCUUUUUGGAAAACCCAGUAAUGAACAAAUAGGAUGAAAUGUAAUGUGGGUAGCUGUACAUCCAGUUGUGAGAUUACUUUGAUGUUGUACAAAGAUAAAUUAGAAAAGUAUAACACUAAAGCAGAAAACACAUGAGGUCGAAGUUGCUCCCUGGUAAGAAUUUGUGUACAAUUGAAGACAGAUUCACUUGUCAGAAAUCUUGCCCUUCUUACAAUGCAGUACAUAAACUUUAAGACAAAUAACAAUUCUACUUAGUGCAGUGUUAGAAUAAAAGAGUCCAGUGGUAAUAAAUGUACAAGUUGUAAAAUAUGGACAUGAACAGGACUGUGCAAGUAGGUUGACUGGUUGUUACAAAAUUAUUCAAGAAGUGUGUUCUUGAGCACAAAAAAAACAGCUGAAAUGUAUAGAACAUGGAUAGAACUGGUUUGCUUUGAAUUCAUGACUUGUUAUUUUCUAGAUCUGUUGCAAGGGAAAUUAUUAGGUUUUUGUUGUCAUAGCACAAAUUUUGUAUUUGUUGUGUGUUUACUUUGUUCAAUGUGUAGUUUGGAUUAGAUGUUAUUGAAUCACAUUUAGUAUGACUGUUUGUUAUUGUGAAAUGAAGGAAAUAUUUAAAAAAUCGGUACACUUGAGUA